GGCGGAUAGGUGUUGUAAUAGUCCAGGUGGAUGCUGUAACAGUUUUAAAAAGGCCGGGUAGGUUUUGUAACGGUUUUGAAAAUGGAGGUGGGUGUUGUAAUAGUUUUGAAAAGGGUGGUUGGAUCUCCUGGAUUUAUUGGCAUUUGAGAAGAUUUCCCAUUAAAAGAAUAUAUGAUGCUCAAAAUAGGUUUCAUUAUAAACAUAUUUUUGAAAAUAUUUUCAUUCAUGUCCCAUUCUCUUUAUAUCACGCAUGGAUUUUAGUAAUCGCUGUUCUUACGACAUACGCAACUUUUACACCUGAUAGACCAGUUGCUUAUGAUGCAGCUGCUAUCGAAGCUGUCUCCAAUGAUACUGCAAUUGCUGAGGCAGCUGUUAUCUAUGAAAGUCCUGGUGUAAUUGUUCAAAUUUUAGUGGUUUUGGGACUUCUUUUCAUGGAGUGCACUGCAGUUGCUUAUAUUGAGAAAUUUAGAGGUGAUAUUACCGGUGCAGCUGUAAUUGCUUGGACUUUAUAUGGUGUUUGGAGUGAACAACAAGAUGUUGUUAUACGAUGGACUGCUUUCGUUCUUGCCUUAAUUACUACAUUCCAUAUCUUGAAACCUAUUAUUCUUAAAUAUAUUCUCAAGAAACAAGUAGAAACUGCACCUAUUGUUUAA
This is a messenger RNA of Cetraspora pellucida, 653 nucleotides long. The record is from the annotation of a GenBank genome assembly. Lineage: Eukaryota; Fungi; Glomeromycota; Glomeromycetes; Diversisporales; Gigasporaceae.